This is a messenger RNA of Linum tenue, 1718 nucleotides long. Lineage: Eukaryota; Viridiplantae; Streptophyta; Magnoliopsida; Malpighiales; Linaceae. The record is from the annotation of a GenBank genome assembly.
AUGAUGGACAAUCUCACAGCGUCACAAAUGCUUAUUCCGAUGACUCUCUGCCUCGGCUUUCUCGGGGCAGCUUUGAUCAUCUUCCUUCACAACAUGUUGGUGAAGCCCCUCCUGCUGCAGCGCCGGCUGAACUCCCUGGGAGCCAGAGGCCCUUCCUACAAGUUCUUCUUUGGGAACACUCUGGAGAUGAAGAAGCUCAGACAGGCAUCCAUGGCGAAACCCAUGUCAGGAAUCUCUCACGACAUCUACCCGAGAUUGCAACCUCACCUCUCCGCUUGGACCAAGACUUAUGGCCGGAAUUUCACGUUCUGGUUCGGCUCUCGCCCUUUCUUGGUCUUGUCGGAGCCGAAUCUGGUGAAGGAAGUAGCGGCCGAUCGGGAGAAAGCUUAUCGGAAAGUGGAGCCCAAAGGAAUUAUGAAGACAAUGCUUGGAGAUGGGCUCGUGACGUCUGGUGGUGAGAAGUGGGUCAAGAUGAGGAAGUUGGCCAACCAUGCUUUCAAUGGCGAGAGCUUAAAGAACAUGACUUCGGCCAUGAUCGCUAGCACAGAAAUGAUGCUUGAGAGGUGGAAGAAUCACGUGGGGAAAGAGAUUGAGGUGUAUGAAGAAUUCAAGUUCUUAACUUCCGAAGUCAUAUCGAGAACUGCUUUUGGAAGUAAUUUCGUUGAAGGAAAGCGCAUUUUUAACUUGUUAAGUAAGAUGGUCGAGCUUGCUGCAGCCAAUUUCUUCAAAGUUAGGAUUCCUGGAAUCAGCAAGAUCUACAAAAGCAGAGAUGAUACUGAAGCGGAAAAGCUAGAACAAGGCAUACGAGCUGUCAUACAGGGAAUGCUGAGAAAGAGAGAAGAGAUGGUGGCGAAUGGUGAAGCAGAAGACUUUGGGAGCGACUUCUGUGGGUUACUUUUGAGUUCUUAUCACGAAACCGAUGAAUCCAAGCGGAUUUCGGAGGAUGAUCUCAUAGAUGAGUGCAAGACAGUGUAUCUUGCUGGACAAGAAACAACCAAUACUCUGCUCUCCUGGGUUAUGUUGCUUCUUUCUAUCCAUACAGAUUGGCAGGAGAAAGCAAGAUCGGAAGUUCAGACCCAUUUGGGCGACCGAGCACAUGAUGCAGAUGGGAUUUCAAAGCUCAAGACUGUGAGCAUGAUAAUCAACGAGACCCUGCGAUUAUAUCCUCCUGCAAUUGGGAUGGCUCGGAGAGUGGUGAAGGAAGUCCAGCUCGGGAAGCACACACUGCCAAAGAACACAUACUUCACCAUCGACACUCUAACUCUCCAUCAAGAUCCUGAAAUUUGGGGGGAAGACGCGCUGCAGUUCAAUCCAGAGAGGUUCUCCGAAGGAGUUGCCAAAGCGACGAAGAACAAUGCAUCUGCAUUCGUCCCCUUCGGUAUAGGACAGCGAGUUUGUGCUGGAUCCAACUUCGCAGCACACGAAGCGAAGAUUGCACUUGCCAUGAUCCUUCAGCGUUAUGCGUUCACGCUCUCACCUGCUUAUGUGCACUCUCCACUUCAAAUCAUAACAAUCCGGCCGGAGCACGGUGUUCAGGUCAUCCUCCAUGCUCUGUAGUAGCGAUGUAUUUACUAUGGUAUAGAAUGUAUUAUGUGAGUGGAAUAAGCCAAUAGGAGUGUGGGUGUGAAAAGUAUGGGUUUAUGUAAAGCAUGUUUGAGGUGAAUCUGUGUUUCUGCAUAUUGAGUGAGAUUUUGGAGGUGCUUGGAAGAUUUGUUGAU